ACCCUACUUCUGCCGUCGUCUGUUUCAGUUUCUCUCGGGCUCUUCGAAGUCCGAAUGCAGCUAGGUAAUCUUCGCAAAACCCGAAGUGAAACGCCGUAAGGUUGUUGUUUCUCUCUGAUUUCCGGUUCUUUUGGAAUCUGAUCUGUUCUGUUUGCCGGAAACGAUAUCAAAUCUGCUAUUUGUGUUUUCCGACCUAUCAUACGAGGAAGCAAGCAAGGGUAGAAAAUGGUGCAGUAUAACUUCAAGAAGAUUACUGUGGUACCUAAUGGAAAAGAUUUUAUUGAUAUUAUUCUUUCCCGCACCCAACGGCAAACUCCCACAGUUGUCCACAAGGGUUAUGCCAUAUCUCGGUUGCGUCAGUUUUAUAUGAGGAAAGUGAAAUAUACUCAGCAGAACUUCCAUGAAAAGCUUUCUAAUAUCAUUGAUGAAUUCCCUAGGCUGGAUGAUAUUCAUCCCUUUUAUGGUGAUCUCCUUCAUGUUCUGUACAAUAAAGAUCAUUAUAAGCUUGCCCUUGGACAGAUUAACACUGCAAGGAAUCUCAUUAGUAAGAUUGCUAAAGACUAUGUGAAACUGUUAAAGUAUGGUGAUUCACUCUACCGUUGCAAGUGUCUGAAGGUUGCUGCUCUUGGAAGGAUGUGCACUGUGAUAAAGAGAAUCGGCCCUAGUUUGGCUUACUUAGAGCAGAUUAGACAGCACAUGGCAAGAUUACCAUCAAUUGACCCUAAUACUAGAACAAUCUUGAUUUGUGGAUAUCCUAAUGUUGGUAAGAGCUCAUUUAUUAACAAGAUAACUAGAGCUGAUGUCGAUGUUCAGCCGUAUGCUUUCACAACAAAGUCACUCUUCGUGGGUCACACGGACUAUAAGUACUUGAGGUACCAAGUGAUUGAUACCCCAGGGAUCUUGGAUAGGCCAUUUGAAGAUCGUAACAUCAUAGAGAUGUGCAGUAUUACUGCGUUGGCUCAUCUGAGAGCUGCUGUUUUGUUUUUCUUGGACAUAUCUGGGUCAUGCGGUUAUACAAUUGCUCAGCAGGCGGCUCUUUUUCACAGUAUAAAGUCUUUAUUUAUGAACAAACCAUUGAUUAUCGUCUGCAACAAAACUGAUUUGCAGCCACUGGAUGGUUUAUCAGAGGAAGACAUGAAGUUGGUCAAGGAAAUGAAAGCUGAAGCUAUGAAAACUGUGAUGGGUCAAGGAGGUGAGUCUACAAAUGAAGAGGGGGUGCUGCUUACUAUGAGCACCUUGACGGAGGAAGGUGUUAUUGCUGUCAAGAAUGCUGCCUGCGAGAGAUUGUUAAAUCAGCGGGUAGAAUUAAAGAUGAAGUCCAAAAAGAUCAACGACUGCUUAAAUCGGUUUCAUGUAGCUAUGCCGAAGCCUCGGGAUCAGAAGGAAAGGCCACCUUGCAUACCUGAUGCAGUGUUGGAAGCCAGGGCAAAAGAAGCUGCAGAGAAGCAGAAUAGGAAACUUGAGAAGGAUUUGGAAGAUGAGAAUGGUGGUGCUGGUGUAUAUUCUGCCAGUUUGAAGAAGAAUUAUAUCUUGGCCAAUGAUGAAUGGAAGGAAGACAUUAUGCCUGAAAUUCUAGAUGGGCACAAUGUCUCUGACUUCAUUGAUCCUGAUAUUUUAUUUAGACUUGAAGAGUUGGAAAGAGAAGAAGGGCAUAGGCAAGCAGAAGAAGUGGAGGGUGAUUUUGAGAUGGAUGGAGCUGAAUUGACUCCAGAGGAACAAGAAGCUUUGGCUGAGAUCAGGAGAAAGAAAAGUGUUCUUAUUAAACAGCAUAGGAUCAAGAAGAGCACUGCAGAAAGUCGACCCACGGUGCCAAGAAAAUUUGAUAAAGACCGGCAAUACACAGCAGGGAGAAUGGGGAGACAGCUAUCGGCCUUGGGUCUGGAUCCUAGUUUGGCAGUUAACCGAGCGCGUAGCAAGUCACGAGGGCGCAAGAGGGAGAGAUCUCCCGACAGGGGUACCAAUGGGUCUGAUGCUAUGGAUGUGGAUGAAGAAACACCAAAUAAGAAGCUGCGAAUGAGGUCUAGAUCCUUGUCAAGAGCUAGGUCUCAAUCUCGGCCUCCAAGUGAGGUUGUCCCUGGAGAUGGAUUCAAGGACUCGGUCCAAAAGGUCAAGGCAUUAAAGAUUGCAAAGAAAUCUGUGAAGAAGAGGAAUAAGAAUGCCCGUCGUGGUGAGGCAGAUAGGGUAAUACCGACAUUGAAACCAAAGCACUUGUAUUCAGGAAAGCGUUCUACUGGAAAAACAGACAGGCGUUGAAAUAUGCUUGAGGGACACAUUUAUUUGCAGCAUUUCGAGAUCUUGUUUUCUUCUUGUAAAAGGUCAGAUGGGACCAGAGUUAUCUUAUUUUGUAGCCUUAAUUUUUAUGCAAUUUGGAGUGACGCUUACAUUCAAAUCUUUGAGAUAUUAUUUUCUUGGCCGUGUCCUGUGUCUUACUACAACAAGUGUCAGUUGGGUACUUCACAUGAUACCACAAAAUUUUGGAUUCGGAGUAUUUUAUUUAAUUUAAAUUUUCUCCAGCCCUUUAUUUUCAUGAUAACUACAAGUGCUGGAUGCAAAUUGUAUUA
This is a messenger RNA of Momordica charantia (bitter melon), 2561 nucleotides long. Its product is annotated as nucleolar GTP-binding protein 1. Gene Ontology annotation, molecular function: GTP binding. NCBI's taxonomy places the organism in Eukaryota, Viridiplantae, Streptophyta, Magnoliopsida, Cucurbitales, Cucurbitaceae. The record is from RefSeq and is a predicted model, not a curated record.